Messenger RNA from Heteronotia binoei (common prickly gecko), 1663 nucleotides. It is a transcript of the gene NAPRT, whose product is annotated as nicotinate phosphoribosyltransferase. The transcript is spliced from 13 exons. Lineage: Eukaryota; Metazoa; Chordata; Lepidosauria; Squamata; Gekkonidae. The record is from RefSeq and is a predicted model, not a curated record. Bases 1 to 1617 code for a protein of 538 amino acids. Gene Ontology annotation, molecular function: nicotinate phosphoribosyltransferase activity. Gene Ontology annotation, biological process: NAD+ biosynthetic process.
AUGGGGCCUCCGGCGGGCCGCUUGCGGGGCUCCUUGGCGCUGCUCACCGACCUCUACCAGUUCACCAUGGCCUACGGCUACUGGCGCGCCGGGCGGCACCGCGAGCCGGCCGAGUUCGAGCUCUUCUUCCGCCGCUGCCCCUUCCAGGGCGGCUUCGCCCUCGCCGCCGGCCUCGGCGAGUGCCUCGCCUUCCUGCGCGCCUUCCGCUUCUCCCAGGCAGAUAUUGAGUAUCUGGAGUCAGUCCUUCCCAUUACUACGGAGAAAGCUUUCUUUGACUACUUGCGCACCGUGGAUGCAUCUGAAGUCUCCGUCUCAUCGGUACCAGAGGGCUCUGUGGUCUUCUCCAGGGUGCCGAUCUUCCAGGUCAAGGGCCCUUUGCUGGUGGUGCAGCUCCUAGAGACCACUCUUCUGUGCUUGGUGAACUAUGCCAGCCUCGUAGCUACGAAUGCAGCCAGAUUCCGGCUAACCGCUGGCCCAGACAAGAAGCUUAUGGAGAUGGGGCUGCGUAGGGCCCAGGGACCAGAUGGCGGGCUCUCGGCUUCCAAGUACUCCUAUGUGGGCGGUUUCGACUUCACCAGCAACGUCCUAGCAGGGAAACUCUAUGGGAUUCCAGUGCGGGGCACCGUGGCCCAUUCCUAUGUGUCUUCCUUCACUUCGCUGGCCGAGGUGAACCCACGGGUAUGUACUGGGAGGAGACAAGCUGCCGGGAGGGAGCCGGUGGACUUUCUUCCCUUGUGGAGGCUUGGCCUCAGCAAGGUGUGCCAGUUACUCCAAGUCCCCCUGGAGCGAGUAAACUGUGGGGAGCGGGCGGCCUUUGUGUCCUACGCCAUCACCUUCCCUCACAACUUCCAGGGCCUGGUGGACACCUACUGCGUCAUGAGAAGUGGCAUUCCAAACUUCUGCGCCGUAGCCCUGGCGCUGAACGAGCUGGGAUACCGAGCCCUCGGCGUACGCCUGGACAGCGGGGACCUGGCCCGGCAAUCGGUGGAAAUACGGCAGGUGUUUCGGACCUGCAGCACGCGUUUUCAGGUUCCCUGGUUUGAACGGGUCCCCAUCGCAGUGAGCAACGAUGUGAGCGAAUGGAGCCUCGAGGAGUUGGCGCAGGAGGGAAAUGAAAUUGACAUGAUUGGCGUUGGGACUCACCUGGUGACGUGCCCACUGCAGCCUUCCCUGGGUUGUGUCUACAAGCUGGUGAAAGUCAAUGGCUGCCCACGACUGAAGGUGACCGAAGAUGAAGAGAAGACCACUAUUCCGGGAAGCAAAGUGGUCUACAGGCUUUGGGAUGCUGCUGGGUUCCCACAUAUGGACCUCAUGGCCUUGGAGGAAGAGGCUCCCCCUCGGGCCGGGGAGGAAGUUGAGUUCUGGUUGCUGGGAAGAACCAGAGAGGCUGGAAAGGUGACUCCCACCGCUGUGGAAAUCCUGCAUCGUCUGUACCUCAAAGAUGGGCAGGUCUUCCAGGCACUCCCCAGCCUUGACGAGAUCAAGAAGCACGCCCAGGCCUCCUUGAGCAAGCUCAGCCCCGCCCACAAGAGGCUGCAAGAUCCAGAGGCCUUCCAGGUCGCCGUGACCCAGAAGCUCCACAUGCUCCUUACUGACCUUCAGCGAGGCAGCCGGUGAAACACCAGUCUUCGCAAACAUCAACUUGGGACCAAACGCUGAGCAG